Molecule: messenger RNA, 213 nt
Organism: Coccidioides immitis RS
Lineage: Eukaryota; Fungi; Ascomycota; Eurotiomycetes; Onygenales; Onygenaceae
Exons: 3
Coding region: 1-213 (70 amino acids)
Source: RefSeq, a predicted model, not a curated record
AUGAAGCCUGAAAACGGCCAUGUCGAACAUCAAAGCACUGCCAACAGAGGGGAAAAGGAUCCGCCAAUGGGCUGUUCAGAUGCAUUUUUGGUCUGGAAUGGAAAAUGGUUCAUCAGAGACUUUAGUUUUCCUCCAACAGCUUUUUGCUGUUGCAACUUGGAAAUGAAUGCAGGUGAUCAGAGAGUGAAUCAACGUAUCCUGCAUAAAACAUGA